Caenorhabditis briggsae is the source of this 1068-nucleotide messenger RNA. The transcript is spliced from 6 exons. Bases 1 to 1068 code for a protein of 355 amino acids. Gene Ontology annotation, molecular function: metalloendopeptidase activity; zinc ion binding. NCBI's taxonomy places the organism in Eukaryota, Metazoa, Nematoda, Chromadorea, Rhabditida, Rhabditidae. The record is from RefSeq and is a predicted model, not a curated record. Gene Ontology annotation, biological process: proteolysis; molting cycle, collagen and cuticulin-based cuticle.
AUGUAUCUCGCAAAUCGAGAUAAAAGACAAGCAUUGGCCGAUGUUUCCAAAUGGCCAAACAAGACUCUCAAUUAUUAUUAUGACGACAUACCUCUCGAAUUUCAAACCUUGUUCCGAGAUGCGUUUGAUUACCUCAGAAGUCAUACAUGCUUAAAGUUCAAUUAUGAUGAUGGUGCUGAAAAUGUUGUGAGAAUUCAUACUGGAGUCAGAUGUGAAUCGCAAUUGGGAAUGCAGACCGUUGAACAAUAUCUGAGUUUUGGGUAUUACUGUGGAUCUUUCGGAAUAGCUGUUCACGAGAUCAUGCAUGCUCUUGGAAUAGCUCACAGCCAAUCUCGAAGUGACCGGGAUGAAUACAUUGUUGUGGAUUCCUGGGAUCAUAACGAUGAAACGCGAAACACUAUUAAUUCAGUUCCAUUUGAUUACGGAAGUGUGAUGUUGUAUUUUCGAGAUGAAUCCCGUUGGCCUAAAGAUCCCGAAUACAACUACACAAUGGGUAACCUUCGUGUCGCAUUCUACGAUAUGAUUAUGCUCAAUCAAUAUUAUGACUGCAACUGUGAUAACCAUCCAGAAAAGCUUGACUGUAAAAACGGGGGCUAUCAGAAUCCAGCAAAUUGUAAUGAAUGCCUCUGUACUGAUGGUUUCACAGGACAGUUAUGCGAAGAACUGAUGGGGUCUGUUAUCGAGGCAAAAACGGAAUGGCAUUUUGCUUAUUUUGCGCCACCUGAACAUGUAGGCAUCCCUAGGAACACAAUGCCAUCAACUAGGUUCACACAUGUGACAGCGCCAGAAGGAUCUAUUAUCGAAGUCAAGCUUACAGAGCUUAAUGGUUUCGAUUGUAAACUAUCGUGCGAAUAUAACGGACUAGAGCUAAAAUAUAAAACGGAUCGAAGAAUUGUCAGUCCAAUGGUAUGCUGUAAUCAUGAUAAUCUGUGGAAUACUACCCGCUCUUCCACAAAUAAUCCAUUUGUGAUUGCUCAUUACGGAGAUGUAAGAACAACUCAAUUUAAGUUCGAGUUCCGAUAUGUGCCAGGAAACUCGACCGAGGAAAUUGAGAAGAACACAGUUUGA